This is a messenger RNA of Cotesia congregata, 678 nucleotides long. Lineage: Eukaryota; Metazoa; Arthropoda; Insecta; Hymenoptera; Braconidae. The record is from the annotation of a GenBank genome assembly.
AUGAUUGUUCCGGCAGCAUUGCCGAGAGGAAACGACGAAUUCCGAACGAGAGACUUAGUACGCAAGUGGGGCGUUACUUUCAACGGUGAACGCGACGUCUUAGAUUUCAUCGAGCGUAUCGACGAGCUAACCGAGAGUUAUGGGUUCCAGAAGGACAAGCUAGUCCAUUGCAUUCCCAUGCUUCUCCGCGAGAAAGCCAUACACUGCCAGACCCCAGACGAACCAAACGGUCAACGCCGCGACAACAAACGCGUCGGAACCCAGCAGCAGUACAACCCCUCAGCAAUAAGAGUAGGAGAUAAACGUCCUUUCGCCAAAAUCGAGCUUGGCGUAAGAGAUAUCCACGCGCUAAUGGAUACUGGCGCAACGGCGUCCAUAAUUUCACCAGCUACAUGGACUUUCGUACAAAAUAACGGACUAUUUAAAAAGUAUGAUCCAACGCCGAAACAAGGAUCAACCUUAAGAAGCCACGUGGUGCAAACUACUAGUACCGCGUGGAUCGUGAUAACAGAGUCAGGUCGAGCUUACACGUUACCGUUUCAUAUUAUUCCGUCGUAUAGAAAUGAUAUGCUUUUGGGGGUCGAUAACCUGGGCAAAAUGGGCUAUCAGUUACUACUUAAGAAACCAAAUAAACCCAAACCUAAAGUCGCAGAUCCCGAUCCGGACUUUAGACCCUAA